Glossina fuscipes is the source of this 1172-nucleotide messenger RNA. RefSeq names its product alpha-tocopherol transfer protein-like. Gene Ontology annotation, cellular component: membrane. The transcript is spliced from 5 exons. NCBI's taxonomy places the organism in Eukaryota, Metazoa, Arthropoda, Insecta, Diptera, Glossinidae. Gene Ontology annotation, molecular function: phosphatidylinositol bisphosphate binding. The coding region runs from base 113 to 1012 and encodes 299 amino acids. The record is from RefSeq and is a predicted model, not a curated record.
UCGUAAUUUUACUUUGCUGCAGCAACGAGCCGGUGAGCGGAUCUCUCUCAAGUUGAAAACAAAAAACACGUUCUUAACACCAAGUCUUGUUUAAGUGUGUGAAAUUACAACUAUGCUGUUGUCUGGUGAAGUCAGCCCUUACAUACAAGUAGGCGAGAUGAAAUUAUCUUUAGAAUUAGGUGAACCUUGUGCUCGUUCCAAAGAAGUGGCCCAACGGGAAUUAAGAGAGACUCCAGAAAAUCGUGAAAAGGGUCUACAAGAAAUUAAAAAACUAUUAGAUGCUGACACUGAUUUAAAAUAUCCCCGAGAAGAUCGCUUCCUUUUACGCUUUUUAAGAGUUUGUAAAUAUUAUCCGGAAAGUGCCGCUGAAUUGGUGAAACACUAUUUUUCCUUUAAAGUCAAACAUGCUAAUAUAUUCCAGGAUCUUGUGCCGAGUAGAGAAGAAAAUACUUUUAAACAUAACGUAUGUGUAGCCUUUAAAAAUCGCGAUCAGCAUAAUCGUCGUAUAGUAGUCUUGCGUUUGGGCAAAAAUUGGAAACAUAAAGAGGUGGCUUUGGAUGAGAUUUUCAAGGCUGCUGUUUUAUACGUUGAGGUGGCUGUGGCAGAAGAAGAAUCUCAAAUUAACGGCGCAGUCGUUAUAUUUGAUAUGGACGGUUUAAGUUUGCAACAAACUUGGCAAUUUACACCAGCUUUUGCUAAACGUCUUAUCGAUUGGCUUCAGGAUUCUAUACCAUUACGAGUUAAAGCUAUACAUAUUGUUAACCAACCGAAAAUCUUUAAUGUUGUCUUUUCGCUAUUCAAACCAUUUUUGCGCGAAAAAUUAAGUUCACGUAUAAUAUUCCAUGGUACAGAUCGUGAAUCACUCCACAAUUACAUGUUGCCAGAAUGCCUACCACCUGAAUACGGUGGAACGAAUACAGAAUCCUUGGUCGAUGCUUACAACUGGUAUAAAUUAAUGCUGACAUUGGAAAAUGAGUACAAAACGAUUAAUUCGUACGGUUACAAGAAGUAAAAGUUUCCAUCACAAAUUUUGACGAAUUAUACUCUUGCCUUUUGUUUUUUUUUUUGCUUUAUUUAAGGGAUAAUGUUUGUAAAUUUUUACAUCUUAUUUUUAUCAUCUUCAAGGAAAUUCAAUACUUACUCAAGUAAUAUUUUCAAAGAUAUGCAAUAUU